Molecule: messenger RNA, 1778 nt
Organism: Frankliniella occidentalis (western flower thrips)
Lineage: Eukaryota; Metazoa; Arthropoda; Insecta; Thysanoptera; Thripidae
Exons: 2
Coding region: 89-1507 (472 amino acids)
Molecular function (GO): protein binding
Source: RefSeq, a predicted model, not a curated record
UUUAGGAUUGCGUGGCGUUUGAUGCUCCCGCUGUUCCGUGCUUUAGCAGCCCUCUUUGUAUAAUUUGGACAUUUACAAACUCAGAAUCAUGGAUCAACUGCCGGCUGACGUGCUGGUCUCAGUGAUGUCUUACCUCAGCGUUGAGGAGGUACUCGCCUGCCGCUUGUCGUGCAAGAGGCUCGCCGACGUUGCCCUGUACGCGGACGUGUGGCAGCGUCGGCGCGUAGCACUUCGUAGCGCGUCGGGCUGCGCGUGUCCGGUGCUGCGGCUGGCGCCGCGCGUGGACAAGCUCAGCCUCAACCUUCACCUCAGCUCGACAUGUCGCCGACCUCUACCCUCCGCGUGCGCCGUGAGGGAGUUCAAUUUCUAUGUGGAGCCAAAGGGCGCCCAGCAAGCCGCUCAGCUCCUCAGACAGCAGAAGAAGCACGGCCAGCUGAGCUGUGUGUCUGUGAGCUGCAACGUGUCUCCCAGUACAAUCAAGGAAGCGAACGACACUGCCAUGCUGUUGAGGACGUUGGCGUCGACGUCCGGCUUGGAGCGGCUCACUGUCGUUGGGCACAUUGCUUACUUGAAGUCGCCAGAGAGAGCCGUUCCAAAGCGCGCCACCGUCACACCGUCCCUGAAGACAUUCUAUUGCACCUUCACCUCCCAGACGGAGUACUUCUUCAGGUACGUGCUCGCUGCGCACGCCGCCACGCUAGAGGAACUGGACGUGCAAAUCAGCCCCCCAAAUGUCUUGCCCGCACCAGGACUGCCGGCCCACCUGCUGGCGCGCAUACCCCAGCUGCGCAGGCUGAGCUGCCCCGCGAUGCUCGGGCUCGAGGGCGCGGCAGCUUGCGGGUCGCUGACGGAGCUCAAACUAGUCGUCGUUCCAUAUUCAGGCUAUACCAGCUCAGGAGCAGUGCAGCUCCUCCGCAGCGCCGCCGGGCGGCUGCGCUCCGUCCAUCUGCUCGGUGCUGAACACGAAGACACGAGAAUCACCGAAAAUCUGAUUCUGGCCCUGACCUCGUCGGCGCCGUCCCAACUUAAAUCGCUGUUCGUGGAGAUCGGGUUAACAUUUGAGUAUGUGCAGCCCGUGCUCCUUCAGGCGCUGCCACAGCUGCUGCCGGGCCUGCGGCGGCUCCAGGUGAACACGCCGUCAGAGGAGCUGCUGCGCCUCAUCACCCCCGCCACCGCACCGUCGCUGCAGAGCUUCCAAAUUCACGCCCACUUCCAUAGCAAGUUCCGCAAGUUUAUGUGCCUCCGGAACGAGAGAGUUGCGGCGCUUCUGUCUGCAAACCCUUCGCUACAUGUGGAGGUGCACCACCUGCUUAAUGCGGAGGUGCAGUUCGUCCUCCACGCAACUCGUACCCACGUCGGCGUCUGCGAGUCGUGCGGCCGGGACUGCCUCGAAGGUCCCCAGCACCCUUUCAAGUACAGGGGUGUCUUUGCGCAUCCCAAAGGGGAGUGUCCGUCCCCAAAAGACCAUGGGUCUGACGGCAUGUGGUCGCACAUCGAUGAUGUGUGACGCUGAUUAUUUUAUUGAUACGACUGUUCGCUAUGUAAUGCAACCUGGAAUGCUUGACGUGAGUUUGCACAAUCUUUGUAAACCUACGGUACAGAUUUUAGAUAACUGUUUUCUAAUUGAUAUGUCCUUUGUUAUCUCAAUUAUUUUUUAUUAGCUGAAUGAGUGUAUAAGAAUUUUACGCUCCAAACGUGUUAAUUUCCAGCGAUAAAUGCGACUUUUCUUGUGAACCAGUAUGACGAAUUUAAAAAAAAUAACAACAUAUAAUUCAAAA